This is a messenger RNA of Nicotiana attenuata, 800 nucleotides long. RefSeq lists its product as uncharacterized. The record is from RefSeq and is a predicted model, not a curated record. Lineage: Eukaryota; Viridiplantae; Streptophyta; Magnoliopsida; Solanales; Solanaceae. The transcript is spliced from 2 exons. The coding region runs from base 187 to 666 and encodes 159 amino acids.
AAAAAUACAGGUAACAGCCAAACCAAAUGCCUAUCCCUACAAUUAAAGAUUCCCCAUUUUUCUCCUCACUACCUUCCAACUCCCCUUUAUUAUAAACCAAAAUCCAAUACUCUUUUGCUGUACGCAUUCAGUAAAUCCCAUUUUCUAUCCAAAAAAAAAAACAACAAAAAAAGAGGGAGAAGAAAAAUGGAGGGAUUAUCAGUAUCAAAGAAUUUAUACAGUGGAUUAAAGGGUUACUGGAGGAGGAAGAGGAAAGGGUACGAGAGGCUAAGCGGAGCGGGUCGGAGAAGGAAGAACCGGGUCGAAUAUUUAUCCACAGAGAAGAAGAGAAGGUUCUGGAAGAUAAAUCUGAGGCCAAGGCUGAAACUGAAUCUGAAACUGAAACGAUUUUCGCUGAAGAAAUUGCUUGUGAAUAUGCGUGAUGCGUAUGUGAACAUGAUGUUAAAGAUUGCUAAUUCAAGGGUUAUGAGCAGCGGUGGAUUUGGUGGAUUAACAGGUGAUUAUGGAGUUAGUGGAUUCGGAAUGAGGCAAUUCAAAGAGUAUGAUGAGAAGAUGAUUGUGGAGAUUUAUAGAUCUAUGGUUAUUGCACAGGGACAGUUGGUUAAUCGCGAUGCUUCUGCUGCUGCUGCUACAAAAUUUGGCACUGAGAUUAUGUGCCAACCAUAAUUAUUUCGACAAGAAAAUGUGGGAUUAUUAUAUUCGGGGCGUUUGGGGGCCGACUCCAGAUGCAAGGGCGUCGCGAAAUAAGGAUUUGACCGGUUUGAGGUAAGUAAUGAUUGUAAAUCUAGUCCUGAGGGUAU